GUUUUCUGGGAAAGUGCGUUCACUGGCGAGUAGUGAUUCCUCCUUUAUUCCCUGUCAACUUAUCCCUUGGCUUCCCCGAUGGUAGACACGAACGCCAGCAAACAGCCGGCCGCAACGGCCGACAGAAAAAGAGAACGAGGCAGCAAUAGCUUUGCUUCUUGGCUCCUCGUAUCCAUUGUCGUUCUCCAGAUCGGCCUCAUGGCGGCCAUGUACGUCCAAAAUGUACAGAUGGCAGCUCUGGGAGGCGAGAAAACCGUCCGCAUUCAACACUUGGAAGCGAAGAUUCUCGAACUCCAGGCGGCGCGAGCAGCAGCAGCAAAAGAAAACAUGCCCUGUCCACCCUGUGAGCACCUCCAUGAACAGAUGGAGAAAGCGCUUAAAGUGGUACACGAUGACUUUGAGAAAACUGCCGACAGGCUGGCCAACUCGGUCAACAAUCUGCAGUCGAAGGUCAAUCAGUACGGGAGCAAGUUUGACAACCUAAUAAAGAAGGUGCAGAACAAUCCGCUACUAAAGCAGUUUGGGGGGUUGUAGGGGAUUCGGGAUUGCCGGGUGCGGCAUUCGUUUAUUGAUCGGGUUCGGACGACACACCGCAUAAUUUCGAGAGAGUCCUGGCGGGACCACGUACGAAAGAUAUCUGUGCAGAUCUCUUUUGAUGUGCAUGCGGGGGAACACAAAGCUGUGGGAGAGUGUUAGGUAGAACGAUGCAGAUUGAGAGAGACAGACCGUCACAGUGUUGUGUGAGUGAGGAGAGUGCAGUCUCGCUACUCAGCAGAUGGUCCCUUCAUAUCGCAAAACAGAAAUAAUGUGCGUGUUUCUGAGAAAGCCAUUCGCUUGUCAAUCUAUUUUGGUUGCCCGGAGAAUGCCUGUGAAAACAGAAAGGCAUAAGUGCCGAGGUUUAUCGCGGGCCCUUGGGCUGGUCUCGACACGCAAGCGCUUCUACGGGUAAACGCGUUUUUUUUUGUUUGACCGUUUGAUUGCUGUUCAACACAGUGUAAGCAUCCGCGCUUCCAAGUAGCUGUUGAAACUCAGGUUCCC
Toxoplasma gondii ME49 is the source of this 1038-nucleotide messenger RNA. RefSeq lists its product as hypothetical. The record is from RefSeq and is a predicted model, not a curated record. Bases 79 to 534 code for a protein of 151 amino acids. The transcript has 3 exons. Lineage: Eukaryota; Apicomplexa; Conoidasida; Eucoccidiorida; Sarcocystidae.